AAAAAACCAAUAUUACCUGUAUUUUAUGUUUCGAUAGUCCGGACGAUUGAUUAACCAAAAAAUAAAGAAUUGUCACAAACAUGAGCUGCUUUAAAGACGUAUAUUUUUGGAGACAGAGUCUAAUACUUAUAGGAGACAGCGUACACUCAGCCGGAACUGGUCUCAUGCUUAGUUUCUCUUCUGUCCUAAACCCAGCUCUUCUAUCUAACUCUACUGACAUACGAGCUACACCAGAGGAAGUAUCAUGGAUUUCUGCAAGUCUUGGUUUUGCGGGAUUGGUGGGUCUUCUAGUUCUCCCACCAUUUUUCCAACAUUUCGGAAGAAAGACUAUUCACAUCGCUCUUAACUGCCUACUAUCAAUUGGAUUCCUUUGUUUCUUCUUUUCAAAUAGCAUUACAGGAUUGUUUAUUGGAAAAUUUAUUCAAGGUAUUGAUAUGGGUGGCGUAACUAUUACCAUUUUUAUCAUUGCCGAGUAUUCACAUCCCAAACGACGUGGUUACUUUAUGACUAUAAAGAAAGCAAGUGUAUCAGUAGGUUCUUUACUCUGUCAUUCUUUAUAUUUCUCGUGGACUUGGAGACAAAUCGCACUUAUAGCUGUGGUCCCUUACACAAUAUCAACAGUCAUGAUACUCUUUUGGCCAGAAAGCCCAGCCUACUUGGCUAUGAAGGGCAAAUACAAGGAAUGUGAGAAGUCUCACAUUUGGCUCUUUGGAAAUUCCCAGAAGAGUAUAAAAGAUCUAGAUGAACUGCUAACAGCUCAAAUGGAGAGACGUAAUAAAAGGCCAAAGACUCCGAUGGAGAUGGUUAAAAGGAUUUUGGGCAAAUUCGCUCGGAAAGACUUUAUGAAGCCAACAUUAAUAGUCGCGUUACUAACUUUGAUGGUUGAUGCUUCAGGUCGAUAUUAUAUGAUACUGUACAUAAUACAAAUUGUUGUAGAAAUAACUGGUGAUACAUCAACAGCAGUAUACUGUUCGAUAGCUGCCGAUAUAUUUACCAUGAUUGCUUUGAUCUUCCAGGGCUUUGUUAUAAAACGAAUCUCACGGCGAAAAAUCCUUCUCUACUUUGGAGUUACCAGUACAGUCCUCACAUAUAUUUUAAGUCUUAUUAUUUACUUGCAAUCGAAUCAUAAGAUCGGCGCGGACCUGCUUUGGCUGACACCUUCAUUAAUUGUUUUCAAUUCGUUUAUGGGCUUUGUAGGGGUAAUUCCAACAGCGUUUACUGUGAUUGGAGAAAUAUAUCCAUUGGAGCACAAAGGUACAGGUUCAUUUGCUGCCGGUGUAUUGUUUACUGGCCUAUAUGCGAUAACUGUUAAAUUUAUACCAACAAUUAUAGAUGAAUUGGGCGUUGAAGGGAUGUUCGCGAUUUUUGCAACGUGUUUACUUGUAUGUGUUAUAGGAUUAUAUUUCACUCUAAUAGAGACCAAAGAUAGAACGCUACAAGAUAUAGAGGAUGAAAUCAAAGGCGUUAAAAGGAUGAAUGAGUGUUUAAUUAGUGCCACGUAGAGAUUAUAAUUAUUUUGUCGUCAUAAUAAUAAAACAUUAUUAUGACGACAAAAUAAUUAAUAUGGUAGCCAUGCUCGACUAUCUCGAACUAGUCCAGAGCCUAUUUAAAAACUGAUGGAAGGAAUUAAAAUUAAACCAAUAAUAUUUCACAGGAUCUGAGAUACUAUUUUCUACUAUUAUAAACUUUUCUUACGUGAUUAAAGAAUGGUGUAAUAUCAUUUAAGUAAGCACAAGCUAAUUUCAUGUAUUUAUACGAUAAUAUAUUUGAUUGUGAUGUUUUGUUGCAACAAAUGAAUUGAUAACGUAAAAACCUGUUUUAUGAACCAUACAGGCAUUUCCUGUAUACCUACUAUGUUAAAACUUAUGUCUAAUAUAAUGUAAGAUAUUAUAAAAAUGUCUUUAAUAUUCCAGUCCAGUCCUAUACAUUUAUUUAAACUUGUUUAAAAUAUAAUUAAUAACUAUGAAUUGUUGUAUCUCUACCUUACAAAUAAUUUGU
Molecule: messenger RNA, 1998 nt
Organism: Pieris napi
Lineage: Eukaryota; Metazoa; Arthropoda; Insecta; Lepidoptera; Pieridae
Product: facilitated trehalose transporter Tret1-like
Exons: 3
Coding region: 81-1502 (473 amino acids)
Biological process (GO): transmembrane transport
Cellular component (GO): membrane
Molecular function (GO): transmembrane transporter activity
Source: RefSeq, a predicted model, not a curated record